ACUUGCAGAUACUUGAGCCUCGUGGCGGUGCUGGGCGCGCUGCACAGCUUCACCGUGGCGUCCAUGUCGUCGCCCGGGAUCCUACUGCCCCAAACCCUCGUGUACUUUGACAACUACGAGUACGACGACGUGCUCUAUCGGAAGCGAGAGUGUCCGACGUGCCAGACCAUCAAACUCGCCCGCUCGAAGCACUGUUCCGUUUGCAACAACUGCGUUCCGCGCUUCGACCACCACUGUGGGUGGCUGAACACGUGCAUUGGCGAGCGCAACCACUGGGUCUUCCUCCGAUUCCUCAUGAUGAACGUGCUACUGUGCGGAUACGGCUCCUACGUUCUUUUCGCCAUUCUACAUGACGAGUAUAAACAACUCCUCGGGGAGCCAUUUCUGGACGAAAGUACGCACACCGUGGUGCAAGGCGAUCCCAUGGUGGUUGUGCGGUACCUGGUCCAUGCAGAAGCUGCAGUCACAGUGCUCUUCGUGCUCUGUGUUGGAAUGGGAUUCGCUCUCGUGUGUUUUUCUGGAUUCCACCUCUACUUAGUGUCCAGCAAUCUCACCACCAACGAGUUCUUCAAGCGCAGGGAACUUCGCCGGUCACAGUUUGCCUCUCAACCGUGUCCGCAUACGCACGCGUAUGCCCUCGAUUCACUGGUUGCCAACUGGCGCGAAGUAUGGGCGCCACGCUACAAGGCCAAGAUAUUUGCUGUCAAAAUGGCUGCUUCCAUGCGCUCCGAUCAUCAAAAAGCGGUCAAGUCCGCCUGA
Molecule: messenger RNA, 759 nt
Organism: Phytophthora sojae
Lineage: Eukaryota; Oomycota; Peronosporomycetes; Peronosporales; Peronosporaceae
Exons: 6
Biological process (GO): peptidyl-L-cysteine S-palmitoylation; protein targeting to membrane
Cellular component (GO): Golgi apparatus; endoplasmic reticulum
Molecular function (GO): protein-cysteine S-palmitoyltransferase activity
Source: RefSeq, a predicted model, not a curated record